This is a messenger RNA of Lobosporangium transversale, 526 nucleotides long. RefSeq lists its product as hypothetical. The transcript has a single exon. NCBI's taxonomy places the organism in Eukaryota, Fungi, Mortierellomycota, Mortierellomycetes, Mortierellales, Mortierellaceae. The record is from RefSeq and is a predicted model, not a curated record. The coding region runs from base 56 to 313 and encodes 85 amino acids.
GUAAUCCCAAACUACAGGGCGAAGCUCGCUUGUUCUCUGAGCUACAUACCCAUCAAUGCUAUCUCUUGUGAGUGGUCUUUCCUUAAUUGAUCGAAUGAGGCGCAUAAACUCUCGCGGCACACGGUUUGUAAUCCUCAUUACAUCCUGGACAAUAUCGGGUUGGUUCAGGUGGACCUCCAACCAUUUUGAAAACACUGUCUCGGAUAGUGGGCCAACAAAGUACAAUAAGAUAGCUCGAGCACUGUCUUCCAUAAUCUGCAAUUCAUAUUUGGCAUGGGCUGUUCCUGUAAAUAUCACUCUAGAUCCUUUGUAAUGAGACUGCCAUAGAUUAAGGUUCAUUAGAUGCUUCAGGAACGGGUAUUUAUCCGGCACAUACGGCUCUUUUCGGAAUAACUCUCCAUGUUCGUCGAUAAUGAACAGUGUUUUGCGCUCCUUCUGUUUGAAUAGGUCGAAUACUGCGCGAGCAGCCACAAUUGAGCAAUCUAUAACUUCAGAAAAGUCGAGGAGACUUUCCAGAUCAGAUGCC